Molecule: messenger RNA, 599 nt
Organism: Nematolebias whitei (Rio pearlfish)
Lineage: Eukaryota; Metazoa; Chordata; Actinopteri; Cyprinodontiformes; Rivulidae
Product: cation-dependent mannose-6-phosphate receptor
Biological process (GO): protein targeting to lysosome
Cellular component (GO): endosome; trans-Golgi network; Golgi apparatus
Molecular function (GO): protein domain specific binding
Source: RefSeq, a predicted model, not a curated record
GGUCAGUUAGAAGUCAUCUUGGAGGACAGAGACAGAGCAAACGACUGUUUUUAUCUCUUCGAGCUGGACUCCAGCGCAGUCUGUCCUGCUGUUCAGUCCCAUCUCAGUGCUGGCUCCAUAAUACUCAUCAUAAUCUUCUGUCUCGUGGCCGUUUAUCUCAUUGGAGGUUUCCUCUUCCAGCGGCUGAUCGUCGGAGCCAAAGGGAUGGAGCAAUUCCCAAAUUAUGCUUUUUGGGUAGAAGUUGGGAACCUAACGGCGGAUGGCUGUGACUUUGUGUGCCGGUCAAAAAAUCGAGAGGACUCUCCAGCUUACAGAGGAGUGUCCACAGAACCUGCAGAGGAGGAGCCAGAGGAGAGAGACGACCACUUACUACCUAUGUGACCUCAGUGUGUCAGGAACUAGACAAAACGUUUCGCCGCGAGAUACAGAUUACCGGUACUCUUUUUAAAGCUUUGACGAAGUUACUGGUGCACACGUCUGUUUUUCUUCACCGGGUUUGAGUCACUUCCUGCUUGUGUUCUGUACUCUUCUUCCUCUAGAACACGGCUAUUCAACUGGCGGCCCAGUGGCCAAAUCAGGCCCACAGAUGAGCUCAGUUC